AACACUUCCAGAAAGCGAUCACACGGGAGAGGGAGCUCUCCAUUCCAGAAACCUGCAGGCUGCGCCUACCUCAGGCCUCUGUGUCCCUACUCCUUCCUUCGAGAGCCAAAGCCAGGGUCGCUUUCACCCAGUGCACUCCUGCUUGCCCUUUGCCAGCCAUGUGGCUCUACCUGGCAGCCCUGAUGGGCUUAUGGUACCUCCUGCGUUGGUACCGUGAGAGGCAGGUGGUGAGCCACCUGCAAGACAAGUAUGUCUUCAUCACGGGGUGUGACUCGGGCUUUGGGAACCUGCUAGCCAGACAGCUGGACUUGCGAGGCUUGAGGGUGCUGGCUGCCUGUCUGACGGAGAAGGGGGCUGAGCAGCUGAGGAGCAAGACGUCCGACCGGCUGGAGACGGUGAUCCUGGACGUCACCAAGACAGAGAGCGUCGCUGCAGCCGCCCAGUGGGUGAAGGAACGCGUGGGAGACAGAGGACUCUGGGGCCUGGUGAAUAACGCCGGCAUCUCCGUCCCUACCGCUCCCAAUGAGUGGCUGACCAAACAGGACUUUGUAAACAUACUUGAAGUCAACCUGUUGGGGGUGAUCGAGGUGACACUGAGCAUGCUGUCCUUAGUGAGGAAGGCGAGGGGCCGCGUGGUCAAUGUCUCCAGCGUCAUGGGCAGGGUGUCGCUCUUUGGAGGUGGUUACUGCAUCUCCAAGUAUGGCGUAGAGGCCUUCUCUGAUUCCCUCAGGAGAGAGCUCUCCUAUUUUGGAGUGAAGGUGGCUAUCAUAGAGCCUGGCUAUUUCAAGACCGCUGUGACCAAUUCUGACACACUAUCACUGGGCUUAAAGAGGAUGUGGGAUAAGGCCAGCUCGGAGGUCAAGCACGUCUAUGGCGAGAACUUUCUGGCAUCCUACCUGACAGGAGUAAAAUCAUUCAGUGAAGAGUCCACAGGGGACCUGUCCUUGGUGACGGACUGCAUGGAGCACGCCCUGACUGCCUGUCGUCCCCGCACCCGCUACUCACCUGGCUGGGAUGCCAAGCUCUUCUACCUCCCCUUGAGUUACCUGCCCACCUGCCUGGUAGAUGUCAUCAUCGGUUGGCGCUCUGUCAAGCCAGCCAAGGCUCUGUGAACCAACACUUGGGUUCGAUGCACGGUUAGAAGAAAAUGAAUACAGUAUUGGGGGAGAGAAUUCUGUAGGAAAGGGCAGUAUGGUGGAACAAAGGUGCUUUCAUGCCAUCAGGGACCCAGCCCACGUUCUUCAUGCAAAGAAUUCUGCUGUGACACUAGUUAAUACUGGUGAAGUCAGGAGGAAGGCAACCAGGAAUUCUGUUAAGGGGUAGGAACUCAGAAUCCUUAAAAAUUUUAUUUUUGUUUAUUUUUAUUUAUUUAUUUGAGAGAGACAGGCUGACUGAGAGAGAAAGAGGAAGAUAGAUAGAUAGAUAGAUAGAUAGAUAG
This is a messenger RNA of Jaculus jaculus (lesser Egyptian jerboa), 1438 nucleotides long. RefSeq names its product retinol dehydrogenase 7-like. The transcript has 4 exons. The coding region runs from base 159 to 1112 and encodes 317 amino acids. Gene Ontology annotation, molecular function: oxidoreductase activity. The record is from RefSeq and is a predicted model, not a curated record. NCBI's taxonomy places the organism in Eukaryota, Metazoa, Chordata, Mammalia, Rodentia, Dipodidae.